Heterotrigona itama is the source of this 548-nucleotide messenger RNA. The record is from the annotation of a GenBank genome assembly. Lineage: Eukaryota; Metazoa; Arthropoda; Insecta; Hymenoptera; Apidae.
AUGUUAGAGAAUAUAUCAGUAAAUGUACUAGAUGCCAAUAGGAAAAGAUAGACAAAGACUUAUAAAGCUCCACUACGACUAACUGACACACCUAAACAUUUUAACGAUAAAAUUGCAUUACACAUUAUAGGACCUUUUAUACCAGAUGAGUUAGGACACCGUUAUAUUUUAUCGAUACAAGACUGUUUAACGAAGUACGCCGUUUCGUGCUCCUUAAUUGAGGCCAACGCAGAACUAUCGAUAAUUUUGUAAAACAAUACGUUUCUUAUUUGAUAUACCGAAUCAAAUAUUAACACAUAACGGACAGAAUUUUGCUAGCAAAUUAAUUCAACGAUUUACACAAUUAUGUUAACAUAACCCAUUUAAAAACUUCGCCUUUUCAUCCACAAUCAAAUGGUAGUAUCGAAUGAAUGCAUGCAACUCUCAAAGAAUUUCUACGAAUUAAUAACAACAGUAUGGAUUGGACAGAAUUACUACCUUUCUUUGCACAUACAUAUAACUCAACGACAUAUACAGUUACCGACUUCACACCGUUCAAAUUAAUUUAA